AUGAGCAGAUAUCACGAAGCCAGUCCAAAGAAGGUUUAUCACGAUUCCGCAUGCUACCAAAGUCCGUCGCACGAUCUAGGACCCCGGAAGGAAGACCCGCGAUUGCCUCCCAACAUCGCUACAGGCACUGGCUAUCAUCAUCACGAAGAGAGCUCCCGUAUUGAUGGCAUGGCACCAAGUAACGUCGCUCUGUUCAAGAUCGAUACAACAGAAAAGCUGAAGGUAUGCGUCCUGAAUACAGCGAGGGAAGCUUGCUGCCCAAUUGGCGAAGCACCACAGCCCAAGGUAGUUUGUCACCCAUAUGGCUCGCUGCUAGCCUUCUUUUUCCCAAAGGUCAGCCUGGCCUCUCGUGUUAUGCUCUGGAACAUUGCUCAAGGGUCGAACACACUCUCGGAAGUUUACGUGACUUCAGAGAUAAGCUUGAAUAAAGACGCGAUAGAGGACGUCCACUUCUCCCGAGAUGGCAACCAUCUCGUUAUUCAGACCAGCACGUCAACUGCCCCGGAAGUCAUUCCUAUUGAUUCCAUCAUCCCGUCAACAAAGCAAGUAGUGGAACAAACAGAGUUCAACAAGCCUUCUAGCACUACAUCCCAGUCUUCCAGCCCAGCUGUUCAUGUUUCAAGCGCGUCUCGACACACGCAACUGCGGCCUACUACAUCUGUCGCUACUAACGACCGCGCCAGCGGCACGAGCAUAGUUCAUGCAAGCAACCAGAUCACAAUCCGCCAGUGGUCAAGCUCGGAUGAUGAUUCCAAGCGAGAGACGAAGGACGAGGUUCUCCGACUGACUCGACUUCCGGCGUGGGACACGCUGGGCGCGAGCUCUGUUGACGUUCGUGUCCCACAAGCUGGUGACAACAAACUGCGCAUUGUGCUGAAUAAGAGUGCAAGGCAGUGGGACGACAUGGUUCAGAACGUCGAUGUGCAUCUGCCUGCGCUGGUGUCAAGAGAUAUGGCAAGCUUGGAGAUUCGAGAUAGCAACGGCCGGUUCCAGCAGCUUAGGGAUACGCGACAGCUACGCGAUACUUCGGCCUAG
This is a messenger RNA of Boeremia exigua, 1035 nucleotides long. RefSeq lists its product as uncharacterized. The record is from RefSeq and is a predicted model, not a curated record. The transcript is spliced from 3 exons. Lineage: Eukaryota; Fungi; Ascomycota; Dothideomycetes; Pleosporales; Didymellaceae. Bases 1 to 1035 code for a protein of 344 amino acids.